Molecule: messenger RNA, 2224 nt
Organism: Anas platyrhynchos (mallard)
Lineage: Eukaryota; Metazoa; Chordata; Aves; Anseriformes; Anatidae
Source: RefSeq, a predicted model, not a curated record
AUGCUCAGUUGAAUUUUGCAAGUUUUGCUCCAUUUCAUAUUUGCAACAACUGUGCAAACAGACACUAAAAAAAACUUGGCUUUCAUUUUGACUUUGGCAUGUUGUUGUUUGGCUCUUGCACACUAGUUAUUUAUUCACAUUUACCACAAAUAAUGACUAGAAACCUAACCUGCAACUAGACUGUUGAAGUAACUUCUGGAACGGUUUGCUUCCUUCUCUUUCCUCCACCCCCUUAAGACUUUUUGUCUUGUGGGAUUUGUUCGCAAUCUGCUAGAUGAAGCUCUAAGGCAAGUUUGCCAGAUCUAGGGCUGCAUCAUCGUUCAGCACAUCUGGAAGUGGUUUAUGGGCUCUCAUUCCUUCAGUGCCGCGUCUGGACUCUCUGCUAUUCCUCAGCAGCAGAGAGAAAAGAAAACCAGCACAACUCCAAAGUAAACUUUGAAGAGUUUGAAAAAGGAAUCGAAUCUUAAAACUGUUUCUGUGCCCUGUAAGGCCCUUGUACAGGGGACUUUAAAGGAGGACGAUGGGCAAGGAAGCUUUGGCAAGAGUGCUUACAUCUGUGGGCUAUCUAGGAUCCAAGUAAAAAGCUCUUCAGGAGAAAGAAGUCCCGAAUACUGUGCUGCUUUGAAGAGAGAGCUGCUGGAAUGCAGACAAGUACUGCAGAUGUGAAAGGAAUCGCAGAAAUAUUCCUCUCUCUACGAUUUAGUCAUCUGUUGGGAUCUAAAUAUAUGCAAAUACCACAGUUCAUAUCCAACAGAACAUAUGGCUCUUUUAAAGAAAAUUAACCAGAUCUUACUGUUGCUUCUUGUCUUAACUGUAUGUGCAAUUCUGUACAACAAAGUUCACAAAGUGCCAUCUGCAUUAAAGAAUGAAGCAGUUGACUUGGAGAGUCCUGAGGAAAUGGAAGAAGAAAUCCCAGUCGUAAUCUGUGCUGCUGCAGGCAGAAUGGGUGCAGCUAUAGCAGCAAUCAGUAGCAUCUACAGCAACACAGAGGCUAAUGUUUUGUUCUACAUAGUUGGGCUGAAGAACACCAUCCCUCAUAUUCGAAAAUGGAUUGAAAAUUCUAAACUGAAAGAAAUAAAAUUUAAAGUUGUGGAAUUCAAUCCCAUGGUACUAAAGGGAAAAAUCAGGCAAGAUGCAGCACGUCCUGAACUACUGCAGCCUCUGAACUUCGUUCGAUUUUAUCUUCCUUUGCUUAUCCAGAAACAUGAGAAAGUCAUAUAUUUGGAUGAUGAUAUCAUUGUUCAAGGUGACAUCCAGGAACUCUAUGAGACUAAGUUAGCUCCUGGACAUGCUGCCGCUUUUUCAGAUGAUUGUGACCUGCCUUCUACGCAUGAAAUGGUUAGAAGUGUAGGCAUGCAGAACACAUACAUGGGAUUCCUGGACUACAGAAAGCAAGCAAUUAGAGAUCUUGGCAUCAGCCCCAGCACCUGCUCCUUUAAUCCUGGCGUAAUUGUUGCUAACAUGACUGAAUGGAAACAUCAGCGGCUUACAAAGCAGUUGGAAAAGUGGAUGCAAAGAAAUGUAGAGGAAAACCUCUACAGCAGCACCCUCGGGGGAGGUGUGGCAACCUCUCCAAUGCUGAUUGUAUUUCACGGAAAGUAUUCUGCUAUUAAUCCUAUGUGGCACAUACGGCAUCUUGGCUGGAGUCCCGAUACCCGUUAUUCAGAGCAUUUCCUUCAAGAAGCUAAAUUACUUCACUGGAAUGGGAGAUAUAAACCUUGGGACUAUCCCAGUGUUCACACUGAUCUCUGGGAAAACUGGUUUAUUCCAGACCCUUCGGGGAAGUUCAAAUUAACUCGUCCUGACAGCUGAUACUGAAAACACUUAAUGCAUUUAUACUUUGUUUUGCAGCAUGCAAUAGUUUGAGAAGCAACGUGCCAAACUGUGUAAUUAACCGAUUUUAGAAAACUGAGCAUUUCUUAAAUAUUGUCAUAAAAUGAUUGUCAGUUUUGAGGGCUUAUGGGUGGAGAGGGAGGUGGGAGAGUUAGUUACAGUUCAGAUUAUCCUGACUUUCAAAUAAGGUGAGGAAACAAGUUUACUUGACAAUGAAAUACUUUCAUUAAAUAUUUACAGAGGUGAAAUCAGACAAUGUGCUUUAAUGCAAGAUUUUUAUAAAUAAGACUCCAGUAGCUGCUGGCAGAAAACUGACACAGGAAAUACUUCUUAUAUUACAUAUAAGUUGGCUUUAGUCUACUAGCCCCAAUUAAACAGCCCCAAAAUAAAA